GGUAGAUUGAAGCCUUGCUUGCAUCUCAUUUUCAUAAAAGUUGUUUAAGCUUUGAAUAAGAGUAGAUGUCUUCCAACAGCUUUGUUCCCGAAAGUCGCGUUUACUCUGAAAGAUAUCCGUGGCGUGUCAAAGAUUCCUCAUCAUUUUUGCACACCGUCGAUAUGUAUUUCUCUAAUCCUUACGCUCGCACCGAGCUGCUAGGUUCCAGAGAUCCAGCGAAACCAUCAUCUAUCUUCAAGCAGGAAAGACCAAACUCACCAACUUUUUUGAAGGAGGAUUGUUGUUUACUAUAUAUGUUCAAGGAACCUACAGAAAUGGAAAUUGCUUUUUAUAUUCCGGAUCCGCUUUCGCAUUCUAGCAAGUGUAAAGUGUCAACAUUUAUCUUCAAGGUAAAGGGAAUUCUGAAAUGACAAUCCCAAGAGUACGAAAAAGAAAUGCUCUCAAGUCUUCCGUUACA
Molecule: messenger RNA, 457 nt
Organism: Botrytis cinerea B05.10
Lineage: Eukaryota; Fungi; Ascomycota; Leotiomycetes; Helotiales; Sclerotiniaceae
Exons: 2
Coding region: 66-410 (114 amino acids)
Source: RefSeq, a predicted model, not a curated record